AUGAACAAUAUCACCAUGUCCACAAGAAAAGGCAACAAUAUGGUCUUUCUUCGCUUCUACCUUCUGUUGGCUUGUUGUGCGAGUCUUUGCACAGUUGGGAACGCCGCUGGUAUGGGUGGAGGCGCAAGGGGUCAGGGAGACGAUGCUGGUAUGGGAGACGCUGGUGGCCAGGAGCUUGUAGGGACGCAACGCGGUCCUGCGAGAAGAUUCAAGCUGAAGAACACGAAGCUGCAUCCAAACCAAUUGAGUAUAGACCUCCAGUUAAGGGCUACUUUUAGUUCUUUCCACUAGACUAACACCCAUUUUCUAGGUCUUUCCGCUGAAUCACACUCACUUUUUAGAAAAGUUUUCCACUAACAUCUAUUUUUUGAUGAGUUCUUUCCAAUUUAGAAUGCUUCUUUUUUCUAAUCCAAACUUUGAGUGGGGAGGUUGUGGUCGAGAAGCUACAAGUUGAUCCGAACGCCACUGGAAAGUGGUUCUUUUCUUUAAGGCUUCCUCAAAUUCAUGCGAAAACUGGAGUUUAUCGGAUAUAGAAGGUCGUGGUCAUCAUGUUCAAGCCGAAGAAUGCUAGAACAAAGAGACUACUAACGUCUUAACUAGCAUCUUGUUUGGUCCCCCCUUUAUAAAGGGGAAUUCGUGCAGCUGCCCAAAGUGGCUAUCAAGCUAAAUGUGUGAACGAUGACCUCUUAUUCAAAAAUGAGAGAUGAAUGUGUGAAAGAUGAAUGUGUAGUGAAAGCUGCCCUCCCAAGAUGACCUUUUUUAAAGGGGUCUACCUUCUGCUCGUAUUUUUAAGGUCUAACUUCUGCUUGCCAGCGGGCCGUGGCUCGUUUUAGCACGAAUCAGAAGAAAGUCGCCAAUCAAGGUGGCACCGAAGAAGAAGCUGGGAGGCUCUCCUCUACCCAAUUUGUGAUCGAUGCUUCUACUCAGUUUGUCUACGGCGACCGAUGCUUCUAUCCAGCUUCAAAGUCGUCCGCUGCAAAAACUAUAUUUAAGGGCUUUCAACACCAUUACCAUUACCAAGACACUAUUAGCAUUAUACCUCUUUUCUAUCUUCCUCUGGUCUGUCUUUUUUCUAGUUAGGUCGGCUCCACCACAAUUAUACCAAGUAGAGACACCAUUACCAUCACCAAGUGCAAUGUUGUUACAUCCUCCUGCUCCUCUGUGAUCCAUCUUGGCUUACCAAGUUUAUUGCUUUUUCGCCGUGCACCUUCAAGAACACUACAACUACAAAGUCCUUCAAGGAAGGCAAUGCAAACACCUCUUGCUAGGCACAUUCAUUCAUUCAUUCACUCAUACUAAUCUAUCAUGCUCUUCCUUUUACAUCCUUCACUGAGAUCCUUCUUAGCCUAUAAUUUCCUUCUUGGCGUAUUAUUUUAUUCAUCCUAGUAGUAUUUCAUGACCUCCGCGAUUCUAGGACUCUCGACCACGGACGAUGAACAAGAUUCGGGUCGUGGCUCCAAUCGCAGACUCGGACUCGCGGGAGGUGUAGGUGGAAAUGAUGGUGGAGGUGGAGGAUCGUCUGUGCC
Amoebophrya sp. A25 is the source of this 1526-nucleotide messenger RNA. NCBI's taxonomy places the organism in Eukaryota, Dinophyceae, Syndiniales, Amoebophryaceae. The record is from the annotation of a GenBank genome assembly.